GAAGCAUUUCAGCCAAGUACCCAGCUCUUCUGGGUCACGGGCUUUCCACCUCCUUCAGUUAAUCUAGUCCUGUCCCCAAUGCAACUGUACACCUCUGCUGGGAGAGUGUGGCUGGCUCUCCUGUUAGGCGUCUGUGUGGUAGGGAGCAGCUACAGUUCUCAAGCUUUUGAAGAUGCUGGACACAUGGUACAACUGCCUUUGGGGCAUUUCCCAAUGGGAACGGAUUCAUCUGAUGGUAAAAAUGAAGGGUCUCACCAGGACAUGACAGUGAAGUCAUUUUCUAUCGACAAAUAUCCUGUUACCAACAGGGAUUUCAGGGAGUUUGUUCGAGAAAAGAAAUACAAAACGGAAGCAGAAGCCUUCGGCUGGAGCUUUGUCUUUGAAGAUUUUGUAUCCGAAGAGCUGAAAAAAAAAGUGACCCAAAAACUGGAGUCUGCCCCUUGGUGGUUGCCAAUUGACAAGGCAUUUUGGCGACAGCCAGCAGGUCCAGGGUCUGGGAUAAAAACCAAGCUGGACUACCCUGUGCUCCAUGUGAGCUGGAAUGAUGCCCAGGCGUACUGCAAGUGGAGAGGGAAGAGGUUGCCUACGGAGGAGGAGUGGGAAUUCGCUGCAAGGGGAGGACUAGAGAACAGAGUUUAUCCCUGGGGGAACAAGUUUCAACCAAAUCGUACGAAUCUCUGGCAGGGAGUCUUCCCAACGGUUGAUACGGCCGAGGAUGGUUACCAUGGUAUUUCCCCAGUGAAAGCAUUCCCGCCUCAGAACAGCUAUGGACUCUAUGACCUGUUAGGGAACACCUGGGAAUGGACUGCAUCAGAGUAUCAGCCUCAUGGACCUGCGUCAAGGCAGCGUGGUCAGAAAAUGCAUGUCCUGCGAGGUGCCUCCUGGAUUGACACAGUAGAUGGAUCAGCCAAUCACAAAGCUCAUGUCACUACUAGGAUGGGAAACACGCCAGACUCUGCCUCGGACAACCUGAGUUUCCGCUGUGCUGCCAACAUCCCAAGUCAGAAAACCAGGAAAACUGAGCAUAAAACAGAGCUGUGAUGAAAUCACUUAUCAGAAUGGCCCUGAGACAUUUUCUCCUGUGGAGACACCGGUGAUUCCCUGCAACUGCGUUGAAUUGAAGUUUGGCAAGUUUUAAAAAAUAAACAUUUGCGGCUAAUGUUCCAUUUCAAA
Molecule: messenger RNA, 1173 nt
Organism: Pelodiscus sinensis (Chinese soft-shelled turtle)
Lineage: Eukaryota; Metazoa; Chordata; Testudines; Trionychidae
Gene: SUMF2
Product: sulfatase modifying factor 2
Cellular component (GO): endoplasmic reticulum
Source: RefSeq, a predicted model, not a curated record